This is a messenger RNA of Caenorhabditis sp. 36 PRJEB53466, 2018 nucleotides long. NCBI's taxonomy places the organism in Eukaryota, Metazoa, Nematoda, Chromadorea, Rhabditida, Rhabditidae. The record is from the annotation of a GenBank genome assembly.
AUGGCACGGAAUGGCCCGGCUGCCCUUGACUAUCUGGGCACAGAAGCCGAAGAUUUCUGCAAUCCGCAACACUUGUACCUGAAACCGAUGGCAAUCAUCAAAAUUGUAGUUGUUCUGCCGAGAGUAAGUCAAUUUCAUGCACAUUAAAUCAAUAACUCAUUAUUGUCUUCUUCAUUUUGCAGAUGACUAUUCCUGGUCAAUCGAUUUCUAACUGGGACCUAAUGGAACGUCUGAAACGUGCAAUCGACCCGAUUCAGAUGGAUUCAAUCAAAGUCCGCGAAAGUAACAUUGACAGUGUGGUAUUCGAAGCGGAACUUUUAUCACUUGGAAUUAUGCAGAAAACUAUGAAAAUUCUGGACGGCUUCUCAUUGAAAGUUUCCGGUUUCGCCGAGGCACUGAAAGUGAAGACCAAAGAGGCAAAAUUGGAUUUUCCGAGCAGGCACGACUGGGAUAAUUGGUUCAUGAAAAACAAAAUGGACGAGGCGAAGCCCGGAGAACGUCCGGACACGGUUUAUCUGGCGAAGAUUCCAGUGAAAUGGUUCAAUGUAAUAAUAAAAAUAGUAUAAUAAUAUCACUUUCUUCGUUUUUAGGACGGUCGCUCAGAUCUUCCAUCGGAACGACGACUCCGUUUGGCAAUGGAGAACUUUGGAGCAGUUCGAGCAGUUGAUAUUCCCAUUUGUGAUCCUUUGAGAGCUCAGAUGAAUCCGAAAAUAUCUGGAAUUCAACAGAAAGGGUUCGGAUUGGGACAGGUAACCUAUCCGUUGAAGAAAUUUCCAAAAAACCGAGUUUUCGUGAGUUCAGGAUGUGUUUUUCGAAGCGUAUGUGCAGUACACCGAGUACAAAGGCUUCGCGACUGCAAUGGACGCACUCAGAAACCGAAAAUGGGCAAAACGGAUUGACGGACGAUUCUUUCAGGCUAUGAUAAAGGUACAGUAUCUGAUAGAUACUCCAAAGUUGUGCUUUUUUUUUCAUAGUUUUCUGGGGGUUGGGCUGAGCCAUAGUUUUAAAUGUGAUAAAACGUCUGAAAAUUGCAUAUCCCUCGUCUUCUUCUUCCAUCGGGACCACUCUGCAGGCGAGUCUCAUAACACGUGCUCCAAAUGAGAAUCUGAAAGCUUCGCAGGUGGAUUUCGAUCGGACGCGUCAUCUGAGCGAAGUUCAAAUUGCGAAACGAGCCGAAGAGCGAAGGAAAAUUGAGACGGAGCGACUGCGGAAAGAAGAGGAGGAAUUGACUGCAAAGUAUGAAUUGAGAAUGGAGAAUUCAAAAUCGUUCGAUUGUUUUAGACGUCAAGAAGAGCUGAAGAAGAAGCAAGAGCAAGAUGAGAAGGAUAGAAGACGUGAGGAAAGGGAACGGAAAAGGAGGGAAAAAGUGAGAACAGUGCUGUUUCAGUUUAGAUGUAAAAUGAAUGAAUUACAGAGAGAACAAGAGAGAAUCGCCGAGGAAGAGAAGAAAAGAAAAGAGAUCGAGCAGCAGGAAACGGAGCACCGUGCUCGAGUGUCCCGUCGUCUCGAAGGCGUUCGUCUUCUGAAGUUUUUGUUCGAAAAGAUUGAAGAGAGAGAGGAAAGAAGGAAAAGAAAGGAGGAGGACAAACUGAGAGAGGAACUCAGCAAGAUCAAAGGGCUGGAAGAUCAGCCGGUGGAGCAGGAAGACGCCCUCAGACAGGCACUGCUGCAGCAGAGAGAAAUUAGGAUGAGGGAGCGGCUGAAGGAGAAAAUGAAGAUUGGACAGAAGCCGAAGGAGAAGAAGAAGCAGAAGAAGACGGAGAGAAAGAGAAAGAGCAACAGACACGACAGUAAGUUGGAAUCGAAUGGGAACUGAUGGAAAUUGGAUUAUUUCAGCAUCUUCGAGUGAUUCUGACUCCGACGACUCCACUGGCGGCAAUUCUUCGUCCUCUUCGGCGUCUUCUGAGCGGAGUCUUCGUCGCCGUCGGAAACGUCGAAGCGACGAAGGCAAGAGCUCUUCUGAUUCCUCGCGACGUCAUCGUCAUCAUCACGAGAGGAAGCAUCGUAAACGCGAUUAG